Molecule: messenger RNA, 1952 nt
Organism: Anthonomus grandis grandis
Lineage: Eukaryota; Metazoa; Arthropoda; Insecta; Coleoptera; Curculionidae
Gene: Cyp301a1
Product: probable cytochrome P450 301a1, mitochondrial
Exons: 11
Coding region: 177-1754 (525 amino acids)
Molecular function (GO): heme binding; iron ion binding; oxidoreductase activity, acting on paired donors, with incorporation or reduction of molecular oxygen
Source: RefSeq, a predicted model, not a curated record
AUGGGAAAGUAUUACCAGGCUACCAAGUGGGUCAUGGUGUAUGUGUGUGUCAGUUUUCAAGAACUCGCUAGUAAAAAUUUUGCUUUUUCGAUACGAUUUAUGUUUUAGUUUUGUGUGUAGACAUUUAAGUUUAGUUUAUAUGGGAAUACAUAAAAAAAAUCUAUUUUAGCAAUAAAAUGAGAGUUCUUAACAAAACAAUUGGUCUCUCCAAAUUGCUGACAAAGGACCGCUUACAAGCCACACCCCCUCGCGGAAAGUCUAAAAAUCUGACGUUAACCAGUAGUGAUGUAACCGAAAAUAUUAAGGCCUACUCAGAAAUUCCAGGACCUAAACCAAUACCAAUUUUGGGUAACACUUGGAGGUUAUUGCCGAUUUUAGGACAAUACGAUGUGACGGAUGUAGCAAAGUUGUCAAAUUUAUUUUACCAGGAAUAUGGCAAGAUUGUUAAAUUGUCCGGUUUAGUAGGGCGGCCAGAUUUAUUGUUUAUUUACGAUGCAGAUGAAAUUGAGAAGAUCUACAGACAAGAAGGUCCCACACCAUUUAGACCAUCGAUGCCUUGUUUAGUGAAAUACAAGAGUGAAGUAAGAAAAGAUUUUUUCGGUAAAGAAGGUGGAGUAGUUGGCGUACAUGGUGAGCCUUGGAAAACAUUUAGAACUAAAGUACAAAAACCAAUAUUGCAACUGCAAACUGUUAAAAAAUACGUUGAACCGAUAGAAGCAGUUACAAAUGAUUUUAUUAGAAGGAUGUUAGAGUUAAAAAAUGAUAAUAAUGAAAUGCCCGCCGACUAUGAUAAUGAAAUCCAUAAGUGGGCUUUAGAAUGCAUUGGCAGAGUUGCUCUGGACGUGCGACUAGGUUGCUUAGAUUCAAAUCUGUCUGCAGAUUCAGAAGCUUUAAAGAUAAUAGAAGCCGCUAAGUAUGCAUUAAGGAAUAUCGCAAUCUUGGAACUAAGAUUUCCAUUUUGGAGAUAUUUUCCAACAACUAUCUGGACUAAAUAUGUAAAAAACAUGGAUUACUUUAUAGAAGUAUGUAUGAGGCAUAUCGAUGAGGCAAUGAAAAAAAUGGAAAAAAAAUCCAUAAAAAAUGAAAAAGAUUUAUCGUUAGUAGAAAGAAUUUUAGUUAAUGAACCAGAUCCAAAAGUUGCUUAUAUUUUGGCUCUAGAUCUGAUUUUGGUUGGAAUAGACACGAUAUCUAUGGCAGUUUGUUCAAUUUUGUACCAAUUAGCAACAAGGCAGGAUCAGCAAGAAAAAUUGUACCAGGAACUAAAGAGAGUAUUACCAAGUAAAGAGGAGCCACUAACUGCCGAAAAACUUAACGAAAUGGUUUUCCUUAAAGCAUUUGUAAAAGAAGUUUUCAGAAUGUAUUCCACUGUUAUUGGAAAUGGAAGGACCCUUCAAGAGGAUAUGAUUUUGCUCGGGUAUAGAGUUCCAAAAGGGGUUCAAGUGGUUUUCCCAACGUUAGUUACUGGUUGCAUGUCGGAAUAUGUUUCUGAAGCAGAUAAAUUUAUGCCAGAAAGGUGGCUGAAAUCGAGAAGUACCGACAAUAAAAUUCAUCCCUUUUCUUCUUUACCUUACGGUUAUGGGGCCAGGAUGUGUUUAGGCAGGCGCUUUGCCGAUUUAGAAAUGCAGGUAUUAUUAGCAAAAUUAAUUAGAUCUUACAAAUUAGAGUACCUACAUCCACCGUUAGAAUAUAAAGUGACUUUUAUGUAUGCUCCUGAUGGCGAGCUUAAAUUUAAGAUGACCGAAAGACCAGAGUAAAGCUACACAAGAAUACAUUUAUAUAAAUUAUAACCGAUUAUCUUAUAACUAUUUGUAAAUAUGUAUAUGCAAUUAUGAGUUACAAAGUUUUUGUGAUGUUAACAACAAUCAAAUUCUAUUAUAAACUAAAAUGUUACCUUAAAUAAACGACUUUUGUCCCUGUUAUUAUCAUUAAUAAAAUUUGGAUGGUUUAUUGAA